AUGUUCAUACGAGAUAAGCAGUCUCUUGCUAUUGCAAAAGAAAACUUUAAAGGUGUAAAAAUGUUCUUAGCUCCAGACAUGGCUUUUGGUAUUGGACACGUCCCACGAAUGUUGCCUCCGUACUUCGAUAUCGUUUGGCUAAGAAGAAAAGACAACGAGUCUCCUAACUACGAGUUACCACCCCUGCCCAUCAGUGGGAUUUCAAUUCACGUAUUAGAUUGGAGAGGUGAAUGGCCUUCAAACAAAGGUAUAACGGACCUAGACAACGCAUUCAACAUAGCUCAAACAGGGUUCAACUUUUUACAGCGUGGACGAAUCGUCAUAACUGACCGUCUCCAUGGCCACAUCCUGUCUGUGCUAAUGGACAUCCCGCAUGUGCUGAUUGACAACCCGCCGUUUUAUAAACUCUCGUCUUUUGAUCAAACCUGGACAGAGGGUCUAGAGAACACAGUUCUAGUCACAAACGGUACCAACGCUCUGCAGGAAGCUCUGCUUCUGUUGGCUAAAUAUAACGAUACACUUCCUGAGAUUGGUCCAAGUGAUAUGUAUGUCAAUGACAUUGAAAUCUCCAGUUUUACCUAA
This is a messenger RNA of Physella acuta, 582 nucleotides long. RefSeq lists its product as uncharacterized. Lineage: Eukaryota; Metazoa; Mollusca; Gastropoda; Physidae. The record is from RefSeq and is a predicted model, not a curated record.